Messenger RNA from Carica papaya (papaya), 2140 nucleotides. RefSeq names its product Ras-induced vulval development antagonist protein. Gene Ontology annotation, biological process: regulation of gene expression. NCBI's taxonomy places the organism in Eukaryota, Viridiplantae, Streptophyta, Magnoliopsida, Brassicales, Caricaceae. Gene Ontology annotation, cellular component: nucleus. The record is from RefSeq and is a predicted model, not a curated record. Gene Ontology annotation, molecular function: chromatin binding.
CGGGUAUAAAAAGGAAGCCUUCCGCCCUUCCCUCCCCUCCGUGCCUUUCGACAAUCCCCAAAUCCUUCCCUCAGAGCUGUGGGUGCGAUUGGAGGUGUUGCGCGGACUUGCAGCAUAAGGCUUCUCUUUCUGUAACUCAAAAUCUCCGAUGGGUCGUCAAGCCUCCAUUGAAGAGGUGCCAUACGGACGGCACCGUUCCGACAGAAACGGUCGAUAUACACCGGAAUCAGACCAUUCGCCUGACUACCGCCGACGCCGUCGUAGCCCCUCCUACGACAGCUACGACAGCAAUACUGAUCGUCGCGAACGCCGUUACCGCUCCCGCUCCCGUUCGCGGUCGGAUUCUCUGGAAUAUGCGGAUCCUAGAAGAAGGCGUGCAAGUCCCGAGCGCGACCGGGUCUUACAUACUCUUCCCAGGAAAUUCGGCAAGAAUCAGAGCUACCUGGAACGCGAUUACCGGAGCGAAAGGGAUCCGGAGUCCGAAUCGGACGAGGAGUUGAAGGGACUGAGCUACGAGGAGUACAGACGGCUGAAGCGGCAGAAGAUGAGGAAGUCAAUGAAGUUCUGCUUCUGGCAGAACACGCCGAGUCCCCCGAGAGACGCAAAUGAUGAGUUGGAGGACAAAGCCGGCGAGAUUUACGGGAAAAACGGUGAAGAUGCCGAAGAAAGGAGUGAUUCCGGCGAGAAGGAGAGAGAGAAACGGAUUAAUGGAAAGGUAGUCGCCGAGUCUGAGUCUGGGAAAUCUGAGGAUGAUUCUGAGUCUGAGUCUGAAUCUGAUGAUUCGAGAGCAAAAAGGAAGAGGAAGAGUUCGAAUUCUAAACGCCGAAGAACGAAAUCAUCUUCCUAUAGUGAUAGCGAGUCGGAGGAAGAGAGUGAGAGCGAGAGUGAAUCGGAUGAUGAUGAGGAAGAUCGUAGGCGGAGAAGGAAGAGUACCCGACGAAAGAGUAGUAGGAAAAGCAUUAGUAAAAGAAAGCGAAGUAGGAAAAAGAGUCGUAGGCAAAGUGAUUCUGAUGAGAGCUCGAGCGAAGAAAGUGAGGAAUCUGAUGUUGGUGGGUCUGCUGAUGAUCAAGCUAAGUCGAAUAAGAGGGAGAACAAGCGGGAACGUCCUUCGGGUUCCCGAUCUAAACGGAGUAGGAGAAAGAAGAAAUCUGACGCGGAGACUGAGAGUUCGUAUUCUGAUGGGAAUUCUGGUUCUGGAGAGGAUGCGAAAAGCAAGGUGAAGGCAGAAGAGGCAAAGAAGGCUGAGAUUAAUGCUGAGGCUCUCGUUUUUAAGGAAAUGAUUGAAGCACAGAAGAAGCCUGCUCUAGAUAAUGAACCAGUAGUCGGGCCAAUGCCAUUGCCCAAAGCUGAAGGGCAUAUUAGUUAUGGUGGUGCUUUGAGGCCCGGUGAAGGUGACGCAAUUGCACAGUAUGUGCAGCAAGGGAAGCGUAUUCCACGAAGAGGUGAAGUGGGUCUUUCUGCCGAGGAGAUUCAGAAGUUUGAGAGUCUUGGUUAUGUGAUGAGUGGUAGCAGGCAUCAGAGGAUGAAUGCCAUUCGUAUUAGAAAGGAAAAUCAGGUUUAUAGUGCGGAGGACAAGCGGGCCUUGGCUAUGUUCAAUUACGAAGAAAAGGCAAAACGCGAACACAAGGUUAUGGCAGAUUUACAGCGCCUGGUGCAGCGCCACAUUGGGCAAGAUGUUGGUCCUACCCAUGACCCUUUUGCUGGAAAAGCUGAUGGUGCUGAUGCUUGAUCUUCAUUGAAGAGUGAGGGAGAAGGUGUGAAAAAGCAAGGGAGAGAUUUCAUAAUUGGGAAUGGCAAUGAUUAAUUAGGGAGAGCACGCGACUGGUGUCAUUCCAAAAUCAGCCAAGAAAAUUAGGUUUUGGGUUUUGGGUAUUCAUGAUUGAAUAUUUCUCAAGAAAAAGAAAAAUUCCCACUUUGAUGCAGGGCUGUACAGGUUUAUGUCGUAUGUCAUGUCACCAGCACAAGGCGUGUGUGGUCAUGGGAGGUCCGUUUGGGACUCGCGAGUUAGGACCGUCCAGUGCCAACGCCAGUCACGUAUGUGUACAACACACACACACACAGGUAUAGAGAGCUAAAAUCUUGCCUCUGGUGAAUUAUAUUUUUAAGGCAAUAAUUGCAGUGCAAGUAAGAGAUAUGAUGA